UUAGAAAAAAAAAAACGUAACGUAAUGGGAAGACGACAAUCCACUACUCGAACCCAUGGUUGCUAAAGUAUCAUCAAAACGACGCCGUUCCGGAUUUUGGUUAGUAUACUUGAUCACCCUUUGUGGGCCCACCAGUCGAACCAGCUUUUGAACGUCAACCUUUUACUCCCUCCUAAUUCCCUACAGAUUACACCAUGAAUGGACCAGUCGGCGGACGGAUUUCGGGCGGCAUUGACGGCGGAGGCACCACGUCAGGCGGAGGCGGAGGUUCCCAGACCGGCGUCCUACGAGGCGGUGGUUUUGGAAUAUCAGGAGACGGCGGGGACGGCAAUGGAGGGUUGGGAAAAUCAGGGGUUGGAUUAGGCGGUGGAUCAUUCGGCACUUCCAGCGGGAUACUACCAGGUUCAAUUUCUGGAGUUUCAGGUUUUGCGGGAGAAAGUGAGCGGAUUAGCGCCGAUUUUAUUUUGAUCGAUUUCGGAUAGCAAAACACAAUUGGUUUCUUCAUAAGAGUCGUAGAGAUUGCGGAGAAGACACUGUUGCUCACCAUUUUCUUCCCUGCAAAUAUCUCUGAAGCACAAACAUUUCAUACGUAUACGUUCUUCGAAGGAAACCAGUAUUAUAUGUGUAGGAUUUGUAUAGCCACACGUGUGAACAGGUCGACACGUGUAAGUCUGGUUUUUCGAACAGGUGGCUGUCUCUAUUUAUGGUAUUGACUAAUUCCGAA
Molecule: messenger RNA, 724 nt
Organism: Carica papaya (papaya)
Lineage: Eukaryota; Viridiplantae; Streptophyta; Magnoliopsida; Brassicales; Caricaceae
Source: RefSeq, a predicted model, not a curated record